AAGAAUUACUUAUUUUAUACAUUUUAUCGACAAAAAUUAAGAAUGUACAAUAUACAUACUGUCAUAAAAGUACUUCCUGUAAUAAAAUGAAUAAACGUUGAAACCAUUUUGGCAAAUCUUCAUAAAUAUUAAAAUUUUGAAAGUAGAGAAGUCUGUUGACUUUUGUGUGUUUUGUGGAAGUGCCCUCGGCGAUUGACUUCUCACAUCUCGGUCAUCUUUGACAAAUACCGACAAGUCUUAGGCCCUGCAAGUACCCAAACAAACUCUCUUUUGUUUGUUGCCUCUAUUUCUGGUGAUAACCGAGUUUGUUUUUUUUAUUUAUUUAUUUUUUUUUGGUCAGCUACACCUCCACAUUCUUGUAACAAUAAUCACUUAAUUGGAGGGAAAGGGGCGAUAAUUUAGCCUAUAUAAAUACGGGCGCACUGGUUAUAGCAGGAAAGGGAGAUAACCUUACCUAGGUGGCGCAGGCCCUGGAGGACUGUAAGGUUAGCACUCGUUAUCAUCCAGAGGAAACUGCUUGAAGCAGACGAUACCGCCUUACGUCACGGCAUAAAAAAGCGAAGAUAAUCGCUGUCUUUAAAUUCAGGAAAGCUAUUAUCUCUAAUGUCCCUGAUGGAAGGGCUCUCGCGCCAUUAUUUUAAUUUGAUGGAAAACACACGAUGAAGAAUGGAAAGAAGCAGAAUUUGUAAUUUUCAGAACGUGCUGGUAUUUCAACAUUAUCCAGCAAAGGCUAUUAGAAAAUAGGUGUCACUGGACACUGGAGAAGAUAACUCGCGGAAGUGCGUUUCUUGCAGAAAUUUUUCCAGCGGUGUGCUGAUACUGGAAAUUUUUCACAGGAACGACACUAAGGAGAAACUCUGAAGACCAAAAGGUUGGAAAAAAAAUCUGUUUUAUCAGCGGUCGCAGACACGGCAUAAGAGACGAGAUGGUUGUUAAGCUGCCAUGAACUCCUGCUGCCUGAUAUUGCUUGCCGCAGUGAACGAGCGAGGUUUGGGGGAGAAAGGGUUAACACUGACUGCAUCUCUUGUAGUGUAUGGUCUGGGAGGUCCCUGUAGUCUCUGCCGUUUCAUCUUGCUCUCCUCAGCGACGGUAGGCAUUACUUAUUCUCGUCUUUCGUGGAUGAAGACUCCAACGAAAGUUUCCCCAGCAACAAGAUGCUACAGCGAACCGGAGCCGAACAAAGAAAGCUCAUCGUCUUAUUAAUGUAACUUCUUGAUUUCAUUCUGGAUGUUCAGUAGAUUGUUGUUCCAAGGAAGAAAGUUCUUUUGUUUCGAGAGGCGUGGAAUAAUUGAAAACGAAAAGCUCAAAAUAACUUUAUAGCCAAAUGCACAUUAAACGUGGAAUAAAAGUCUUGUGAUGUGAAACACUUCUUGCAGCGAUCGGAAAUUAUGAUUGAAGAAAACACUGGUGCCUUCUCUCAAAAAGAAAGUGAAGUAUUAUUAGUUUCUCUCUACCCAAGACUAAAUUUCUCAUCGGUGAACGGAGAUAGUUCAGUCGACAAGCAGUUCGCAAACUGUUUAUCCCAGGAAGACGAGUCAUGCAAGAUGAAACCGAACGGUGCAGUGACAACUCCCUGCACUCCAAGUCAUGGAGACUCAAACAAUUCUGAGUGUAUUUUUGCCAACUGUGCCAGUCCCGUCUUGGGAGACAAUGGACAGAUGUUCCAUCUCAGGAAUACAGUCCCAUCGCAGCUUACGUUGCAUCUACGUGAAACGGACGAAACAUCACGUUUCGUGGAAGAUGGUGAGGACGACAGGCAGACGUGGGACAAGAAGGUGGAUUUUCUGCUUGCAAUCAUCGGCUUUGCUAUCGACCUUGGCAAUGUCUGGAGGUUCCCUUACGUCUGCUAUAAAAAUGGUGGAGGGGCUUUCCUAAUACCUUACAUUAUUAUGCUGAUUUUUCUGGGCCUACCCCUCUUUUAUAUGGAGCUUGCUUUGGGCCAGUUCCACAGACAAGGGUCAAUCACAAUAUGGAAGAAAAUAUGCCCCAUGUUCUGCGGUGUGGGGUUCGGAAUCUGUGUGGCGGCCACUUUUGUCGGGGCUUACUACAACACGAUCAUCGCCUGGUCAGUCUACUAUCUCAUCAUCUCCUUGCGUUCAUCGCUGCUGUUUGCAUCAUGCGACAAUGACUGGAACACUCCGGCAUGCAUUGCGCCAUCUGACAUCAGCAACCGCAGCAACACGUCCGCGUCGUCUGCAACAGAAUUUUUCAACUAUCAUGUAUUGGAGAUACAAAAGUCCGCAGGAAUCGAGGACCUGGGCAAUAUUCGCUGGCAACUUCUCCUCUGCCUUCUUUUCGUUUUCGUCAUUGUCUUUCUCUGCUGCUGCAAGGGGACGAAGUCUACAGGCAAGGCUGUUUGGAUCACUGCUACUCUUCCAUUCCUGGUGUUGUUUGUACUGUUAUGCCGGGGACUGACCCUCCCGGGAGCUUUUACAGGUGUAAAAUACUACCUGGAACCUGAUUUUUCUCGUUUGGCAGCCCUGGAGGUAUGGGUGGACGCAGCUACCCAGAUAUUUUUCUCACUUGGCCCAGGUUUCGGAGCACUCAUUGCCUUGUCCAGCUACAAUAAGUUUCACAACAACUGCGUCAGGGACGCAAUUCUGACGUCAUGCAUUAACUGUGGCACGAGUUUCUUCGCUGGUGUCGUCGUCUUCUCUGUGCUGGGGUACAUGGCGCACAUGCAGGGUACCACAGUGGACUCGGUGGCCACCCAUGGACCUGGUCUUGUCUUCAUCGUGUACGCAGAAGCCAUCUCCACCUUGACAGGGUCCGUAUUUUGGGCUAUCAUCUUCUUCCUCAUGCUCAUCACCCUAGGUCUCGACAGCACGUUUGGAGGCUUAGAGGGCGUGAUGACCGCUCUUGCAGACCAAUUUGGAUUUUUCCGGAAACGGAGAACACUCACAGUCGCAGUGGUUUGUGGGUAUUGCUUUCUUCUGAGCCUUCCGACUGUCACCUACGGUGGUAACUAUUUCAUCUACCUGAUGGACACACAUGCUGCUCCGAUUUCCCUUCUGUUUAUUUGUUUCACCGAGGUUAUUGCUGUGAACUGGUUUUAUGGUGUUCGGAAUUUCGCUGACGACAUCGAAAGCAUGCUGGGAAAAAGACCUUGUGUUUUCUGGAUGGCGUGCUGGGUGGUCGUCUGUCCAGCCGGUCUCUUGAUCUUGUUCCUUCUGUCCCUGAUUAGCUACGAAAAGUUACAGCUUGAUGACUAUGUCUACCCCGGGUGGGCGGAGUUAGUCGGUUGGCUGGUGACGUCACUGUCCAUUUCGUGCAUCCCGCUGUACAUCCUGUACAACUUCUGGAUGUCCACAGGCUCCUUCUGGCAGAGAUGGCGACAGAUGACGAAGCCCAUUCUAAGGAGUGAAAACUGUAGCGAAGAUCACGUGGUUGCGAAAUUUAAUUCCAGCGGAACUUCGUCUUCUCAUUUUCAGCUUUAAAGUCAAGAAGAGAGACCCUCCCUAUACCCACCUCUGUAAAGAUACUUUCUGUGUAGGUCACACGCCCCCCAUAAUCUACAAUUAUAUAUAAGUGUUCUGACAGGUGUGCGUGUGUGUGUUUUCAUAAUUUGGAAGGCAGCGAAACACAAAGUUCAUGGAACCUUCUAAUUAAUACUUUGAAAUUCAUUAAUAGAUAAUGUCGACACUAAUAUUUAUUUGUAUGCAUGUUUGGGUAAAAAAAAUGGUUGGUAAUAACUGUUGAUUUUUCUGCACUUUCACGAUAAUGGUCUUGUAAAUGUUUGUAAGUUUAUUUUAGUCUAUUUUGUAAAUUUCGGUUUCAAAAGGCGACCAUAUUGGUCUGUAGAAACAAUUUUUGGAAAGACGCUACAUAAAUCAUCAUCAUCAAUCAAUCAUCAAUCAUCAUAAUCAUCAUCAUCAUCAUGAAGGACACCCUUGGAUCUGUUCAAAUCCUUGUCCACGGCGAACCACUACGUCGACAGGCAGUACAUGUAUUUCUCUUUUGUCUUUUUAUUGUUUGGUCACAGACCACGAAAUUCAUCCUAUGUAUUCAUCAACGACAAGAGCUGUUCGUCACGGAAAGCUUACCAGAACUUUCACAACAUUUUUCAAUUGUUCGACUACAGAAUACUAUUCAUCAAAAGCUGAUCAAACAAAUCCCUUCUUUGCAAAUAUGUAAACAUUCAAUCAUGCAAAGAUUAUGAUGUCCCGAAUGUUUGCGGAGACACCUAAUUAACAGCUGGUCCCAGCUUUUUCAUUGGUUGUAGCCUUGAUGACGUAAGCGCAAGUAUCAAGCGCUUGUUAUAUCAGUGUCUUCGGCUUCUUUUUGAGCAUAUUGUUGUGUAUAAUCUUGUGUCUCGAGAAGGUGAAGGGGUAUUUAUUCUAACUCAGACCGGACAUUUAAAAAUUCUGACAAAACUUAAAAGCUGAUAGCAGUCUGGAAGACCUUUCAUGAAUCAUUUUUGUAACGAAUUUGUUAACGUGCCUCAGCAGUUAACACUAAGGUACUCAAUCACAAUUUCAGAUGCUAUUCAUUUUAGGCAAGACACACACACAUGCACGCACACACACCUGUCACCUAGAACGGAACAUAUUUCAAAAGCUAAAAUAGCUUGAGAGAUUAGUAGAUUGAAUUAAAAAAAACGUUUGAUUGGUUGUAGAAAUAUUUUUUCAUCUAGACUAAAGUAGUAAUAAAUAUAUACUACAUUCGUGGAUAUAAUAAUUAAUCCUUUUUUUUAAUUAGGUUAAACUUUAUUACAAUUGUAUUGAUUUAUAUGGAUGCAUCUAAAAGAAAAUACA
This is a messenger RNA of Pomacea canaliculata, 4754 nucleotides long. RefSeq names its product sodium-dependent serotonin transporter-like. NCBI's taxonomy places the organism in Eukaryota, Metazoa, Mollusca, Gastropoda, Architaenioglossa, Ampullariidae. The transcript is spliced from 13 exons. The coding region runs from base 1389 to 3437 and encodes 682 amino acids. Gene Ontology annotation, biological process: sodium ion transmembrane transport. The record is from RefSeq and is a predicted model, not a curated record. Gene Ontology annotation, cellular component: membrane.